ACGAACGAGAAACUUUUUUCUUCUUGUGUAAAACCUUUACUCCUUGUACAUGCGAAAUUUAAAAUUUAGAUGCUGCAUAAAGGCAAUUUAGAACAAAGUUGUAGCUUCCAAACAGUUUUAGAAAAUAAAUCAUUCCACCGAGGAAACUUGACAUUCACUGUGCGUCAGCGACUUGGAUAGCAUGGGACUUUCCACAGGAGAUGCUUGCAUACAACAGCUUCAAUGGGUUUUCAUAUGAAGUCCAUCAAUGGCUGAAAACACCAUUCGGUUUGGACUGAUGAAGGAACUCUGCUGUAGGUGACUGAUGAUGAAAGGAGACUCUUGUGGGAUGUAUGAUAUUUUGAAAGUGAUUCCCAAUGACUCAAACAAAGCAUCUGUGGCUGCUUUGCAGUUUAUGGCAGGUAGUUUUGUUGACCUGUGACCAACGUUCACAUCCUGUUGAGGUUGAAGUUGCAUUUGAGUCCUUCCCCUCCAACUCAGAGGCAGACAGCUACACAGCCACCUGCACGCCUGCAGGUAGCCUGUUGAUCUUCUCAAAACACAUUGAUCGCUCAGCAUGCUCUCCUGACUGCAGGAUACGAUUGCAUACGAGUGACGACCAGAGGGGGUACAGUAUCGUGCUGAAAGCAAGAAGGAAUGACUCAGUGCUGGAGACAAAGACCUUUCACUUCAUUCCAGUAUCCCCUUCCUCUUUUUGUGCAUCCAGCACCACCUCUACUGCCCAGCUGAAAUGGGAAUCACUUCACAGACAGCAGAGCAUUUCCACCGUGACUCUAUACAAUAUGCACACCCAGUCUGUCACUGGAAUCUAUAGCAGAAGCUCUUCGGCAAUCCAGUCCAAGUUCACAAUAGAAAAUCUCCAGCCUGGCACACAUUACAUGGUUGAAGUCAUGGUGGCCAUUUUCCUCCCUCAACCUGGCAUCACACUAACGCAGAAACUCAGGAUUUUUGUGGAAACAGAUCAGUGUCCAGACGGCUGGUUGGCCAAUGGGAGGAGUUGCUACACUGUGAGGAGAUCAGGUUUGAGUUGGAGUGAUGCGAUGAGCAGCUGCACACACCUGGUGGGGGGAAGCCACCUGGCCGACUUGAAGACCACGGAAGAUCUGCUGUUUGUAUCUUCUUACCUCCAGAGCGACAACCACCUGCUGCUGCUGUGGACAGGACUUAAUGACCAACAGGAGGAAGGCCUCCCACUCUGGUCUGAUGGCUCGCCAUAUAAUCAGACAAACACUAUGACUCUGCUGCCAGCCAAUCAGACGGACUGUUUUGCUUUUCAGAGGAAUGCUACGGGACCAGGCUACUUCCUGACUCCUUUCUUCUGUGACUUCACUUUGCCAUUCAUCUGCCAAUACCAGACUCCUUCAACUCCUGCAUCAUUUUCAUUCGACCUGGCUCAGGUGACAGACCAGCACGUAGAGCUUCGAUGGAGUGACCUUUCACCCCUGCGCUCUACUCAUUCUUCAUCUUUUGAGAUAUUCCUCCAGUAUAGAGAAAGUGAAAAUGCCCUUUCGUGUCACGGUGAAGAAGAUGGAUGCAAGGAGUCAGAGGGGAGAAACGGGAGGAAAACCCAGUCGAGUUUCAGAAAAACAGUCAAAGUUCCGAUUCUUCACUCCUCCAGAGAGGUAACUGUGACAGGUUUGUCCCCGGGGAGCAUUUACUUUUUCACCCUUCGGGUCUCCCACCAUGCUGGCCUCAGCUGGAUCUUGGGACAAACACAGACCGCAUACAUGAGACCGCUUCCUCCUCAAAACAUCUCUGUUGGAUCAAUAACAGCUAGUCAGAUUACUUUACACUGGAUGCUGCCAGACACUCGAUGCACGGCUGGAUGGGCAUUGGCUGUACACUGUGAAGAUGUGUCCUUGCGACAGGAGAGAGCAGUUAGCAACAUCUCCAGGGUCUUUAGGACCAACAGGAAGUGGUUCUACACAGCUAUAAUCGGAGGACUUGACGCCUACACGAGAUACAGAAUUCAAGUCUUCACAAUUGCACAGUUUGGAAUAUGGAGCUGCGGUCAGGCACCUCUAACUGUGCGGACUGCGGUAAAGCCUCCUGCUGACCUGGUGACGUUUAGCAAGAAUGACAGCCUGUCAGCUUGCUGGACAGUUCCGCCAAGCGAUCCUCCAGAUGCAUAUUACGUGACAACUCAAUCGUUUAAUAGUCCUGCUGCUUCUUCGCUGUGGAUAAACGACUCCAGCACUGAUGGACUCGGAAAAGAUGAAUCCAUUUGUGUUAAUUUGGGCACAUUUACUCCUAGUCACACAUAUGAAGUAGCAGUCGUUGCCAUGAGGGGAAAUGACAGAAGCGAGAGGUCCAUUACUGUCUACACCACAGCUCCAAUGCCUGUGCAGGUGGCAGUCCCUCUAACUGUGGGGACAAACUACACACAGCUGUAUGUUCAGCCUCCACGGGUGGGUCUGAUUGAUGGGGUCAAAGUGUGUUCGUGUCUUGGCGUUUGCAACAGGACAUGUAAGGAAUUGUGUGACCACACUUGUGACUGGCAUUCCCUCCCAGCUGGCAUUUUCAUUGCAACCAUCAGCAGCCUUACUCCAGGAUCACAGUACCAGCUCAGUGUGUACAGCACUGUGAAAGAGAGAGUGGGGCCACCGUUCUACACCCGUCCUAUUAAAACAAGUCUGGUUCCACCCAGCAGAGUGAGGGAAGGAGUGGUGACGGACACAUCCAUAGAGCUGCUUUGGGAUCCAGCACCAGGAAAGGGUCAGAGCUACGAGGUCAUCUGCCACAACUGUGGCCAGGCACUCAAGGUGCAGAAGGUAUUCAGUCAGAGUGCAGUGUUUUCUGGUCUGACACCAGGUUCACUCUAUCACUUUGCUGUACGGGCAGAGAAGGAGUCCUUCGCUGACAGUUCACCAGUCUCAAUCAAUAUCACUGCAGGUGUACAGCAAAGCCCAAAAUUACAUAUACGUCUGGCAGAUUCUGGCUUAAAGUAA
Molecule: messenger RNA, 2948 nt
Organism: Poecilia reticulata (guppy)
Lineage: Eukaryota; Metazoa; Chordata; Actinopteri; Cyprinodontiformes; Poeciliidae
Source: RefSeq, a predicted model, not a curated record